Messenger RNA from Cricetulus griseus (Chinese hamster), 14714 nucleotides. The record is from RefSeq and is a predicted model, not a curated record. Lineage: Eukaryota; Metazoa; Chordata; Mammalia; Rodentia; Cricetidae.
UACCUGACCACCCUUGCUGAUGCUGAAAUACCUGCCUGACUACACCCUCCUCAUGCUAAAAUACCUUAGAGUACUGCACAUCAUACAUCUUGAGCUAGUUAUUGGUGCCUUAGCUGGAUCAAUUAUCGUGGAGCCACAUGUCACAGCAGUGUGGGGAAAAAAUGUUUCUUUGAAGUGUUUAAUUGAAGUGAAUGAAACUAUAACACAGAUUUCAUGGGAGAAGAUACAUGGCAAAAGUACACAGACUAUUGCAGUUCAUCAUCCUCAAUAUGGAUUCUCUGUUCAAGGGGACUAUCAGGGAAGAGUCUUGUUUAAGAACUACUCACUUAAUGAUGCAACAAUUACUCUGCAUAACAUAGGCUUCUCAGAUUCUGGAAAAUACAUAUGCAAAGCUGUUACAUUCCCACUUGGAAAUGCCCAGUCCUCUACAACUGUGACUGUGUUAGUUGAACCUACAGUGAGCCUCAUAAAGGGGCCAGAUUCUUUAAUUGAUGGAGGAAAUGAAACAGUAGCAGCCAUUUGUAUAGCAGCCACUGGAAAACCAGUUGCACAUAUUGACUGGGAAGGUGAUCUUGGUGAAAUGGAAUCUACUACAACUUCCUUUCCCAAUGAAACAGCAACGAUUGUCAGUCAGUACAAGCUGUUUCCCACAAGAUUUGCUAGAGGAAGGCGAAUUACUUGUGUUGUAAAACAUCCAGCCUUAGAAAAGGACGUCCGAUACUCUUUUGUACUAGACAUACAGUAUGCUCCUGAAGUUUCAGUUACAGGAUAUGAUGGAAAUUGGUUUGUGGGAAGAAAAGGUGUUAACCUCAAAUGUAAUGCUGAUGCAAAUCCUCCACCCUUCAAGUCCGUGUGGAGCAGGUUGGAUGGACAAUGGCCUGAGGGUUUAUUGGCUUCAGACAAUACUCUUCAUUUUGUCUCUCCACUGACUUUCAAUUAUUCUGGCAUUUAUAUCUGUAAAGUGACAAAUUCCCUUGGUCAAAGAAGUGAUCAAAAGGUCAUCUACAUUUCAGACAUCCCACUUAAGCAGACCUCAUCCAUAGCAGUGGCUGGAGCUGUGAUUGGAGCUGUCCUGGCCCUUUUCAUCAUUGCUGUCUUCGUGACUGUGUUGCUAACACCGAGGAAGAAGAGACCAUCCUAUCUUGACAAAGUAAUUGAUCUUCCUCCUACACAUAAGCCAUCCCCUGUCUAUGAAGAACGAGUUCCUUCCCUGCCUCAGAAAAGCCUUCUGUGUCAGGACUGUCUUGCAUGACUUGAGCUGACAGUGAAGCAGAGGGCUUCCAGGAUGGCUCAACUUGGGAGGUAUGAGAUAAAUUACUCAGAUAAUAAUUAGAGUAAUUUUAUUGUAGUAAGUUUAGUAACAGGAAUAAUCCUGAGCAGAAAUGAAGAAUGACAUUGAAAUGUAGUCAAAACCUUUUGUUAAAGGAAAUUUGAUGGGAAAAUACCUUGUAUAAAGAUGAGUAGUGUUGGCCCUUAAUAAGUAAACAGCCCAGUUAGCAUUGUGAUUCUUUUUUCCUCAUUCAAAUCAAGCAGUGAAAAGCACUAGUCACUAAUGUUUUCUUCUAAAUAUUAAGCCAAAUCUAUACAAUAUAGGAGAAUCAGAACUUGUGUUGGACAUGAAAUCAGUCAUAUUCUUCAUUCUUUUAAAAAUGCAUUUAGAAAUAGUUUAAGCUUUAGUAAGAUAAUUUAUUAUGACCCCAUUAUACUAUCACACACUAAUUGUACUGAUAUUUGUUUUGAGUUUAUCUUACAUCAAAAUGCAAAGUAUAUAACUAUUUCUUGGUUACUAAGGAAUCUGUGAGUUUGUGAUGGCCAUGCUCUGAUCUUAUCAACUUAAAAUUGAUUAAUUUCUACUUGAAGUCAUUACUUAGUGAAAUCAUUACUUAGCUCUAACAACCAGGCCUGGUUCUACAGGUCUCAUGUUCCCAGAAGGCUAACCUAGCUUUAAGGAAGAGCCUGAUGUCAACAUUAAACACCAUUCUCUCCUCAAAGGAGAUAGGAGACAGUUUAUUCUGGAUCCAAAUAUGAAUGUUCAUAGCCCAGGAACAGGGUAGCCUCAAAUGACAUGCUCCAGUGUAGACACAAGGUAUAGAACAAAAGAAAGUCUUAAAUUGAGGUACAUUUUCUUCUUAUACAUUGGUGGAAACAUAAAGUAGUCAGGCCACAACAGAAUGCAGACAUCCCUAAUGUGCGUGUCAUGUGCUAUCUGUUCAUACCUUUUGAAUUGGUGGAUGCUAGCUAAUAGUCUGUUACGUUAAUGUUUUGUACGAACUUUGACAAGAUGAACUCAGAAGUGGCAGUGAAUGUCUGUGAAGGGGACUAAAGACAGCCUAUGUAUGAUAAGGUGGCUUUAGAUUUGCAGCAUUCUAACAAUCAAACUGUAGUCAGCAUUGUUGAGUCUUUGAGUGUGAGUUUCUGAGAGUUUCAGUUUAUGCUGACCUUUUUCAUUGCUGGUUUUGGAAAGCAGUGAUUCCUUCCCGUGCACACAAGUUCAGUGAUAAGCAGUUACUUUGUUGGAAGUACAUGCAUUAAUCCCUGAGAACUUUUCUCCCAGAUACACAUUUUUUUUUUUUAGGAAAAUGAAGCCUGGUAUUGUAGAGAGACAUUUUCUUGAGUGAGAACUGUUUUCCUACAGAGAAGAUGUCUGAAGUGGCAGUAAUACAUUUUUAGGAAAUCAGAAUCAAUGUUUUGUGUGAAGGCAAAGAGCCCUUAAGUCACCAGUGUGUACUCUUCAUAGCUGAACACCUGGCAGAAGUGAUCUUUAUUUAUGAAGCAUACAAGCUUUCAGCAUUAAAUUGUGUUUUACAAUUUUAUGAUAGUUUAUUUUCCUUAUAUGUCUCAUACAAAACUAUACUCAUCAUAUAAAAUAUAAAAUACAAUCUUACAGAAAUUUAAAAGAUCAACUGUGCAGAUCUUUUUCUUCAUUCCAGCAUCCUCAAAGUUCUGCAGACUACACUGCUGUUGAAGAGUUAAACAGCUCACCACACUUCAGUCCAUGACUUGACUUUAUACAUGUUCAGAUUUUAAUCUGUGAAUGGUUAUUUUAAAACAUAGGUGGAACAAUAUCAUACAACUAUUUUGAAAUUUUUUCUUUCUCUUAUUUACUAUGUCUUCCAUGAUAAUCUAUUUUUCAGAGUGGCCUAUGCAAUUACCUUUAUCAAAAUCCUCUGAAUUACUAAAUGAGCACUCACCAACACAGUUUCAGUUGCCUUGUAUUGGAAUCUUUGGAUUUGUUAACAGUUGGCAUGCCCCUGCUUUCAAGUCUAAGUUCUGUUUUUGUAUCUCUGUCCCACUGUGGUUGACUUUCAAAAUACUCCAUUACAUUGACACAUAAAAUUCAUCCAAGGAGAUCCUUAUUUUUGUUUCCGAAUUAUAGUGAAAAUACUUGACGCAUUUUGUUGUGCUUGUAUGUUUAUGAGAUUUAUGCCAAUAGGUAGAAUCAUUUUUUUUAAAGAAGAGGCAUAUUAUCAGCCACAGUAUCAAUAUAUAUUCUUACAGAUAGCAUGCAAAACCUGUUUGCCUCUCUGUCCUGUAGUAGGAGGUGUUCUGUGGAUGUUCUAACUAAACAUUCCGUGGAUUCUUGGAUGAAGUGGGUCCUAGUUACUGGUUACUGAAUCACAUAUUAUAUCUUCCCCAGUUUCUACAUUGUAUUUUGAGCUUUGAUUGUUUCUGCCUCAGAGAUUCUGAUGUAAAUAUAGUCCUUUGUCUUACAUAAUUUUCUGUUUUUAAAUGUCAUAGUGUUGUGUAGGCUAUUAAAAUUUUUUUCCAAUCAGAUCUAUCUCUUGUAUUUAGUGGGAGGUUGUUUUUGAUCUGAAAAGCUUUCCAUUCAGUCUCUCUUGGCCAGAACAUAUUUUUUUUUAAUCUUAUAAAUCUGUAAUGGUUUAUGUUUUAUUUUAAAACUGAGAUUUUUGUGGUGUGUGUGAUUUCAAGUUGAGACCUGUUUAACCAGCGAGAUCACCAGUUGUUCAAAUUUUGGAGAUCUUGUCUAAUUACAUUAUAUUUUUGUGUUCUCCUACUAAACCAUAUGUUGGUGAUAUGAUCUACUAUUCAGUGGAACAAAUUCCUUUAUCAAUUUUCCUUGCCAAGAUAUUCCUGUUUGUUUGUUUGUUUGUUUGACUUUAUGAAUAACUUCCCAGACUUCAUAAAACUAUAUAUUAAAGUUAGGGAUUACUCUAAUGAAACUGACAACCGUGGUAAUACCAAUUCAAAAAGAAAAUGUCAUAGGCUUUCACUUUGGUGUUUAUUUUUGUAUAAAAUUUCUUCUCCAGAGCAUAUGUUUUAUUUUCUCUUUGGGUUUAUUGUAUACGAUUAAGCAUUUUGAUUGCCAGUAGUAUUCUCUACCCCUGCCUCUACCUCCAUGGCUUCUUCUUGUUCUUGUUCAUGGAGUUCCUAUUUGGUCUAAAUAAUAAAAGGCCAAAGUCAGAUGUAGAGGAAAAAUGCUGAGAGGUCAAAACGAAGGAGGAGAAAGCCAAAGCCCACCUUCACCUUAUUAGUUUCCCAGCAGAAAAGAGAACAAGUUCCUGUUUCUUCCCACUUAUAUCCUCUUUCCACCCAGCCAUCUCACUUCUUGUCUGUCUGUACAGACCUCCUGACUUUUAUGGUUGGCUAGUAGAAAGCUCUAUCCUCUGAUCUUCAAAAAAGAUUUAUUUAUUCAAGCAAGAUAUCACCACAUCUAAUAGGGAGUUGACUAACAUGUACAAAGACUCAUACUAAAACCACGUAGGGUUUUUGAUAAUUAUUCCACUGAUGGCUCUUCUACCAUAUUCUUUGAUUCAGGGUUUCUUAGUCAAUCUCAGAACUCUCUAAUUUGACUGGCUUCACUAGCCACCUUGCUCUAGAAUCCAGUGUUUGUCGUUCAAGUUUCAAAUUACAGGUGAGCCUUCACAACUAGCAUUUGUGUGGUUACUGGAUUUUGCAAGUUGAUUUUUUGCCAUUUUCCUGAAAUUGUUGUUUCUAGAAAUAUCCUGCUGGACUCUUGGGCAUCAUUUAUAUGUAAUAUCACAUUCGUCUGCAGCUACAGAUGAUUUGACUUCUCCUUUUGUGGUGAUAUUUUGUUUAUGAUCUAAUAAAUAAAGCUUGCCUGAAGUUCAGAGUGCAAAGCUAGCCAAACUAUUCCUAGAGGUCAGGCAGUGGUGGCACACACCUUUAAUUUCAGUUAGCCAUAGAAGCUGGAUGAUGGUGCUACACUCCUUUAAUCCCAUCACUAGAGAGGAAUAUAAGGCUGGUAGAGACAGAAGUGCAGAGUAUUCAGUCUGCAGUCAUGCUGAGACCAGUAUCACCCCUUCUGGUCUGAGCCUUGGCAGAAGUAAGAAUUCUUAGACUCAUGCCAUGUGGCCAGCUCUCCCAUGCCUGAGGUGAGGAUUGGACCAUCUCUCUGGAGUGCUAGGGGUCAGCUCUACCAUGAGAGGGCAGUGCCAGCUCUCCUGCUGUAGUGCCCCUUUAGAGGGCAGGCCCAGCCAUCCCAGGGCCAGCAAGAGAAAGGGCUGACUCAGCAUGGCCCUUUCAACAGGCAUUGUUCCUCUGACCCCUCUGUAGUAACCUGAGCCAUGGACAUCAACUCUGACCCUGGCUGCUGUUGGGUCAUGGACCAGUAAUUCUUUUGGUCAGUCUGAUAAGUAUUUAGAGAUUCUAAUAGGGAUGUAUUUAUAUUUUGCCUUAGUUUUAAUUUGCGUUUAUCUUCUUUGGUGAAGUGCAUGUUCAAAUAUGUGCUCAGAUUUAUUGGAUUACUUAUCUUUUUUUUUUAAAUCUCCCCACUGACAUAUACACACUUUAUCUUCUUUCCAAUCCCUUUGCCUUCUUUCUCCUUCUCCUCUGUUUUGGAUUGUAUUCUUAUUGUUGAGUUUGAGCAGUCUUCAUCAAUUUUGAUAUAAGUCCUUUCUAAACAAUUUGUAAAUAUUUUCAUUCUCUUAAUAGUAACUUUUGAAGAGCACAAGUUCCCUUGAGUUGAAGGUGUGGAGAACCUAUUUUGUCAUUUAUUGUUCUACUUCAUUAAAGCUCUGUGGCUAAUACAUUUUAUGAUAUGCCAUUGUCCUUAAUUUUUCCUUUGUGAGCAUUCUCACCAGUUAGGAAAUUCAAUGAAUUUUUUUAAGUCAUGAAAAGUCCUUAGUGUCUGCUAUUCUCAGGAAUCACUAAGUAUUACACUUACUUCUUGCCUGAGCUCUAUAAACAUUAGAGAAAUAGACUCCUCCAUUGUAUUUGGUGGCUCAUGGCACAGAAGUGCACCUUACCUUUUACAUGUUGUAUUCAUUUCUAUGUCAGGUAUAGAAUUAACACAAGUGAUAGAAUAGUAAAAAUUGAGAAGAGGAAAUAAGUUUUGACAUAUGAAUGAGCACCAUUUUAGAGUCAUGUCAACUCUAGUAUUAUAUAGGACCCAUGAUGCUAAUCACAAUCAAGAUUCGUCAUCAUCUUAACUUCCUGUCAUUGUAGAACUAACACUAAGAAAGUUUAUUUCAGACUUACUGUCUGUGUGUAAGCCAAAGUCAAUCUAGGGAGCCUGGAGUGGUGGUUUCCAGGCAAAGAUUCCACAUUCAUUGGCUUUGCAGUAUUUUAUUAAUGUGGAAACAUUCCCAAAUACUGUUAGUGUUAGCACAUUAAUAUGUGGCUUUUAUUGGUUUGGGUUUGGGUUUCGUGCUGGGGUUUGAACCCAGGGACCCUGUAUAUACUGAGCACAUACCGUGUAGUACUAGGAACAGGAGUUGAAAUCUUACUACAAUUCUCAAGUUUGUCUCUUCUUGACUUGUAACUAGAUUGCUUCUGAAUGGGAAGUUAGUUGGUACUGUUUUAAAAAAGAAAUAUAAAUGUUUGGCUACAUACUGAUUCCUUCAGAAAUAUAUCUAACAGUGGUUAAAUUAUACUUUGUGUAAUUAAUGAUUGAAAAGAUCUGUCUUCAUUAUAGCCAUCAGUAUCCAGGAUCAGAAUGAAGCCAAUAAUUAAAAGCAAAGCAUCAGAAAUCAACCUUUUUAAGUCUGUCCUGACCAACUCAAAGAGAACAUCUACUUCACGUUUUCUUAAGAUUCCUUACUCUAACUCCAUGUGGUUCUGUCUAUAUUAUAACAGCCUCACCCUUCUAUUUGAAUUUAUCACCAAGUUAUAGGAAUGGAUUUUUUUUAAGCCACACAACUACUUGUAAUCAUAUAUUUGGAUCUUUUCUUGUUCUCUCUCUUCUUAUUUAGCUCUAGAAGAGGAAACUGUGGUUAUUCAUACAGUUCAUAACCUAUACCAGGGUUAUCCUAAAGUUGCUGCCUUACAGUGACAGUCAAGUUAAUUGUUCAUAAAAUCAGUUACCUAAUCAAGAUGAACAUGAUAGAGAUUUGGGAUGGAGACAGGGGAUGGAAAUCUAUUUACACUGUCACUUUGUACUUCUCCCUGUGCAAUUAAUUUCUAUGCAAUUAGGAAAUUGUAUAGCAUAUGGUUUCUGAAGCAGAAGUGGUAGUAACUAUUGAAAUAGGUGCUAGUUUCUCGGUCAUGCCAAGUUCAAAGCUUUUAUCAUUGUCAGUUCAUAAUAAGCAGAGAUUGAUCUCUGCUUUUUAAUAUUACUAGUAAUAUUUUAGAGGUGGGGGAUGUUUUUGAGACACAUGCAUCCCUGGCUGUCUGGAAGUUGCUGCUCUUCUGGUCUUCUGUUCCUCCUGCCUUCAUCUUCAAAGCACUGGGGUUACAGGUGUGCACUGCGGCACCUGGUCUUAUGGAUCUAAGGUAGAUUCUGAGUAUGGUAUCCAGCCCAAGGCCUGUCCAUACAAGGUAAGCAUUCUAUGAGCUGAGGCACAUCCCUAGCCUCCUAAAAAUAUUCUUAAACACCACAUAAGCCAUUUAAAGACUUGAAGAAUUAACCCAGAUGUAAUUCCAAGACUGGAAACAAAAGAGAAACCUUUAAUGGCUCAACUCUACUUGGGAACUCUAAAAGUAUUAUCUGAACCAAUAAUUUACUAAGUAUGGUUUUAACUUUUAAGGAAUUAAAUUUAGACUAUUUUUGCUUGAAAUACAGAGCAUUAAAUUUGUGUAGUUUAUUUUAGACUUGUGUUAACUUCACACUACCCUUAGGGAACUUUAAGUCCUAAUUAGAGGUGACUUGAUUGACUCAUGACUCACCAGUAAGAAACUGAUUGAAGUUAAAUUCUGGAAGCUAAGUAAGGUAAAAUUUCUUCCUGGAUUUCAAAGAACCUAAUACCUUUCCUUAUCAAAAAGCACUCAUGAUCCUUUUUAAGUGGAGCGAUUUUAUUUCAAGUUCAUAAAUGUCUGAAUACAGAAGUGGGCUGUUUUUUGUUUUAUUUGAUAUUUAUGUGUGUGUGUGUGUGUGUGUGUGUGUGUGUGUGUGUGUGUGUGUGUGUGUGUGUGUGUGUGUGUGUACACAUGCAAGAUCAUGGAUGUGCUCCAGUCUAUAUAUGGAGGUCACAGAGGGAAGCAUGGAGGAGUCAGCUCUCUCUUUCUACUACAUGGAUCUCAGAGAUCAGACAGAGGUCCUCAGGCUUGGCAACAAGCACCUUUACCCAUUGGAGCUGCUUACUGGCCCCAAACUGGGCUAUUUUAAAUGUUCAGAACAGAUUGAUUAAGUUUGAGAGGUUUGGGGGUUGGUUUGUUUUUUUUUUAACAGACUUCUCUGGUUUUGUUUGUUUGUUGUUUGUUUUUGUUUUUGUUUUUGUUUUUUUUUUAAGACAGGGUUUCUCCAUGGCUGGUCUCAAACUCACAGAGCUCUGCCUGUCUCUGCCUCCCAAGUGCUGGGAUUAAAGGCAUGGACCACCACCAUCCAGCUAAAAGAUAGAUGACUUAUAAAUGAAAUUUCAUAUGUUAUCAGUUUUAUUUUGAAUGUGGCCAUCUUGGUUUAAUGAAAGCUACAGUUGUUCUCUGACCUCUGCACACAUACUAUGACACUAUCAUGCCCCAUCCCAAUAAAUAAACAUAAAAAAUGCCAGCAAUUAAAAACAUGUUAUAAUUUUCAACAAAGCCAUAUUUCAAAAUAAGAAUUAAAGGUGUCAGUCAGCACCUCAAAAGGGAUUGAUUCAAGGACUCUACAGAUACUGGUGUGCUUAGAAUCCUGACAUGAAAUUUAAGAAAUAGGGUGUUGCAGAUCUUCCAAGUACUUUAAAUCAUGUGUGUCCCACCUGUGACCACAGAAUCAACUCACUGGGGCUCAUAGAUAGAAAUUGAAAUGACGGUCAAGGGAGCCUGGACGGCUCUGACCUAGGUCCUCUGUAUAUAUAUCAUAUAUAGUUUGGUGUUCUUGUGGGACUCCCAACAUUGGGAGAGGGGUUUAUCUCUGAAUCUUUUGACUGCUAAGGGGACCCUUUUCCUCCUACUGGGCUGCCUCAUUGAAUGUUGUUAUGAGGGUAUGUCCCUAGAUUUCAUAUGUCAUUUUUUGUUUACCCCUGGGAGGCGUGGUCUCUUCUGAAGGGAAAUGGAAGAGGAGUGGGAAGUUGGGAGGGAGAGACUGGGAAGAGGAGGGAUGGGAAACUUUGGUCAGGAUGUAACAUAUGAGAGAAGAACAAAUACGUAAAUUAAUUUUUUAAAAAUGAAGCCAUCUCUGGCUUGCUUAGUGUAAUGUGUUUAUAAAUAGAUGUUAUUGUAUGGUGUUUGAAACAAUAAGAAAUCAAUGUGGAUAUUGAGGCAUUUAUAAAAAAAAAUUGUACUGUGGAAAUUCCUUUAAGAUUUUCAGCCAUAGUUGAUUGACUCUGUGAAUGUGGAGCCUGCAGAAAAGGAAACUAUACUAUACUAUAUAACUAUACAAAAUUAAUUUCAAUAUACAUAAUGGUUGAGAAAUCUUUAAAACACCAAAAUGUAAGAAAAAUUUAAAGAUAAUCCAAUAGCUAGAAAAACUAAGAAACAUUUAUUUAGGGUACAAUGGUCUUGACCAGUUUAUCUGUGUGUAAACUGUCAAUAGUUAUUCAUCUAUAAACACUAAAUUAUUCUAUUUUCUUAAAUGGGUUUGGGAAUCUUCCACCUAUUACCCUUGGUAACCUGUCAGAUGUGUUUCCAUAGCUACUAAGUUAGCAUGCUACAAAUUUCCUGCUCCAGAGCAUGGUGGUAGACAUAGUUAUCAUAGUAGGUGCCAGCGAUAUUUCUUAUCAUUGAUUACAUUUGAUGUGACAUGGAUCCAAAUUAAUUUAAUUGUUUCCUUGGUAGACCAAGAUAUUCAUGUAUUCCAUCUCACAUACAGUAGUUUACUUGACCUACUAGCAUUUCCUAAACUGCAAUUGUGUUCCAAGCAAGUAAUUAGCCUAUCAGUGAGUCAGUUUUUCUUCUUUUGAAUCUUAUUUUACAAAUAAAUUAGGCCACAAGCUACUGUUUCUGUGGCCAGGAAGAUUAAAGGAUUAAUUUUUUUUCAAAAAAUACAUUUUUAUUAUUUAUAAGGGGUCUUAUGCCAUGGCCAACAAGGAGGAGAUAGCUCUCACCACCAUCUGGGAAUUGAACUCAGGUCAUGAGGUUUGAUGGCAAGUGCCCUCAACCACAGAGCCAUCUUGCUGGCCCUAAAAAGUUAGUCUUGCAAUUCAGACUAACAUCCUUUUAUCAUUUAAUGAGUUAAUAAAACCGACUACUUGAAGGCGGUGUUGCUUUAUGAAUACUUUUCAAAACCAUUGGAUGAGUUAAGUGUCACAACCAGCCAUUGUUCCUUUUGUGUUACAAAUAUCUGUGUAACACAUUUACAUCAGGAUCAGAUUCUUUGACGAUUUCCAUGGCAACCAAGCAGUAACUUAGAGUUUCUAUCAAAUCAUUUUAGUCCGACAUCUGUAACUUUCUAAGAAAUCUUGCUUAGGUCGUUUAACAUUUCUAAGAAAGACAUUCUUGUUUAUCUGUCUUUUCCUAUAGAGCCAAACACUAUAAGACAGUUGCUUUGUAUCCCCUUGAUUUGUAGAGUAUAAUUGUUGUAUUAUUUUGUGACACAGGACUAACCUGAAGGUGAAGAUGCAGGAAGAGAGGUUCCAUGAGCACUCACUUUACAAAAGACUUUUCUAAUGAAUAGGUUUAUUUGUAAAGGGGGCAAAUGGAUCUCAUAAGAAGUGAUGGUAUUCAUGUCUGUAACCCUAGCUGUAGGUAAAAGAAGCCACUUCUAUAUUUAGAAUAAAGUAUUUUUAAUGCACUUAUUUUUUUAAUUCGCUUAUUUUUACUUCUGUAUGUGGAUGUUUUGUCUUAAGGUAAGUGUAUCACAUGCAUGCAAAGGUGUGACAGAGUUGGUAGAUCUGGAACCUUAGUUACAGACAUUGUUAGCCUUCAUGUGGUUGUUAGGAACCAAAGUCAAGUCCUAUGGAAGAGAAGCCAGUUCUCUUAACUGCCCUAAAAUUGAGUUUUAAAGGCUCCUUCUUGACUUACCUCUGAACUUUUUUUUUCCUGUGAGGAAAUGAUACAGGUUUUCUCAUAUAACCAAAUUAAGUUAUAAAGACAAAAGGUUAAUUUUGUCUUACUGUGGAGGAGAUUUGGUUGCUUGCUUGGUGGUAGUUCCCAUGGCAUUCUCCUGAAGUGGAGAGGGUAGUAGAAGAGAACUUCUUUUCUCAUGGACAGGAAGCAGAGGAGAGGGAGUGGUCCCAUAAUUCCAUGUCAUGCCUCCAAUUAGCUAACUUCCUCCCACUAAGCUACCACCUCCCUAUAGCACCAUCCUAGAGAUCAAUCCUCUAACACACAGGCUUUCAGGGAAAUUUGCAAUCCACACUAGCACUGUUAGCUCAUGAGUUAGCACCCAUACUCUUAGCAGGACUAGCACUACUAUACCCAUGUUUUUAUUCUGCUUAGUUUCAAGAGCUGCUGCUGAUCGCAUAUACUCCUAGGUCUUCCUAUAGAGCAAUAUAACACAAACAAUGCUACUUCCAGCAGGUGGUUGCUUUUUCCCACCCUUUUAAAGAACAAAAGAACUUUCUUCGUAAAAUGCAAUGUAUGCAUUGAUUUAUGCUUGGUUAAUCUUCUACUCCUGAGAUAACCCAUCAUGACCAGGGGAAGCAGGCAGACAUAGUGUUGGAGCAGCAGCUGAGAGCAUACAUCUGAUCCAGCACUAGGCAGAAAGAGAGAGGCAGCUAACUGAAAUGGUGUGGACUUUUGAACUCUCAAAGCCUAUCCUCAGUGACCUCCUCCAACAAGGCCACACCUCGUCAUCCUUCCCAAACAGUUCCACCAACUGGAGACCAAAUAUUUAAACAUGAGGCUAUGGGGCCUAUCUCAUUUCAAACCACUAUAAUUUACAUGUUUGAUUCUGUUCAUAUAGAUAACAAAAGCUGAAAAUGCACAUCAAAUAUCUUGACCAUAGCUUUAAGAAAAAUGAGUAUUAUGAAAGUAUAAAAUUAGCUAGCUGCAGAAUGUUUCUUUCAGUAAGUGUAGAAUGAUGUGGAUAGGUAAAGAUAUUCAAAAUAAAAUACUUAACAUUGUGGUAGUUCAUGUUUUAAAUUUAGAGGCUUUUUACAGAAGGUAAUGAUCCAACUUCAGGUGUUUAAUGGGCAGUGGUUUUGUAAGCUGUCACUCUUAUUAAAAGAAAUGCCAUGUAAAUGCAUUUGCUUGAAACUUUAGAAAAAUGAUGGAGAAUAUUAGCUCUUUGUAUAUAGAAGCUGAGACAUUGCAGUCUAUACUCAAGAAAAGGUAGCUACAAGAUUGAAUAUGGUUGCCAUGCUUCCUUUUUACUGAGAUAUGACUGGAUAUCCAGUGUGUGUUUGCUUACACCAACCUAACUAAUUGUACUAGAAAACAAAAACAUGAAAUAUAAAAAGCAUUAAGUUGGGUUUACACUCAAAAAUUAGUAUUUUAAAGGCCACCCUUAAGAAAACAAAAAGUAAUCCAAAGGUUAGGAAGAAUAUUAUAUCAGACAAAAAAUACUAGAAUUACAUAUACUCAUAUGUCAAAAGAAUUAUAUACGAAGUCAUACAACUCAAUAAGAGAAAGACAGGGUGACCCUGCUUUUAAGAAAUGGAAAGAAGAUUCAUGUAGCUAUUAUUAUAAGAGAAAUAAAUCAGUAUAUAGUAAAUACUGAUAUAUUCAGCAUCAUUAAUCACCAGAAACAAAUUAAAUGAAAGUGAAAAGCCAAUUGAUUUUAAUGGGUGUCUAUGUUACUACCAGUUAGAUUGGCUAAAACCAAAAUGAUUGACUGAACUAAGGGUUACUAUCUUAAUAGUGACAAAUGGUUUACCUUUUGUAAGUUUGCUCUUCUGUUCAUUUAGUUUAUGAAACAAUUUAUAGUUGAUCUCCAUUAUUAUUAGCCCAGUAUGUGCAUUAUUAUUAUUUUCUGUUGUAUCUCAGAAAAUUGCAUGUAAUUGAAGCCCAUAUGUCAGUGUUCUUAGGGCAUGUAGGGACUAGUCUUUAUUGUCAGCUUAGAUUUAGACUAUUGUAGAAGACUUACCUCUUAAUGUGUCUGUGAGGCAUUGCCAGAAAGAUUUAACAGAGGAGAAAGGCCUCCCCUCAAUGUGAGUCGCACCACCCCAUAGGCUGGGCUCCCAGACAGAGCACCAGCAUUCAUGUUUCUUUCCUGUGGAUUCGGUGUCCCCUCAUGCUCCUGUUUCCCACCACAUUGGUCUUGAUCCCCUUCAAACCACAUGCCCAAGUAAACACACUUUUCCUUCAUUACCAUUGUCAGACAGAAAAAGUAACUAAUAGGAAGGUUCCUUGCCCCUUCUCCCAUUAUGGUUCUUACAUCAAAGACCUAUCAUGGUCAAGGCUUGGGCUCCACAAAGUGACUCCAUUCUCUACUACUGAUGAAACCUGUCCUCAUGACCUCAUGGCAGUUUCCUAUAAUUAGCUGACUAUUGGCACUCCGAUUUUUUGUGUGUGAAGUAUAUGCUAGGAUUGCAGACAGAUUUGCCAAAGAAGAGACUUAGAGCAUAUGGCAAAUCUGAACCAUGCACUGAGUCAGAUACCAUUGAGGUCUCAUAAACCAGUCUUUUCUUCAGGUAAAAAAUCCUCUAACACUGCCCCACAUCAAAAGCUAGUCGCUGUGCCUUAAUUAAAACAUUUAGAAUAACAUUUUGCCUCCCAAGUCAUCUCAAAAAUCAUGGACUGAAGAGAGGGUUCAGUGGUUAAGAGCACUGGCUCUCCUUCCAGUACUAACAUGGGGCUUCACAAUUAUCUCUAACUUGACUUCUGAAGGAUCUAACCCCCUCUUCUUGGCUACUGUGAGCACAAGGCAUCCUUGUGGUACACAGGCAUAUAUGCAGGCAAAACACCAGUGCAUAUAAAAUAAAGUUGCUAGAUAAUUAGAAAUAGUUUUCUUUCAAUUUUUUUAAGGCCGGGGAUCUAUGUAGCCUAAGGGUGACCUUGAACUUCUGCUCUUCCUGCCUCCAUCUUCCAAGUGCUAGGCUUAAAGCAUGUACCACCACAUUUAGAUUUUGGUUUGGAGACCAAACUCAAGGCUUCCUGCAUGCUAGACAAGCACUCUAUCAACUGAGCUACAUUCUCAGCCCCUUCCAAUUUCAUGAGUCACCAUUGUCAUUGUUAAAAGUGUUAAUAAUCUCUUUGGCAUUUUAAGCUAAAAUAAUAGAGUGUAUGUAUAUUUUUGAAUCCAUAUGCUGUUAGUACAUACGUUAAAUGCUUAUAAUAGCCCUUCAGAAAUUUUUGUAUACAUUUCAGAAUAUUUAAAGUUCUCUUACUGACUUUUGUCAUUUUUAAAACCAACCUGAAUGUUCCUUUAUGUCCAUUCUUUAUAUAACAUAUCUUCCUUCUAUGGACUGUCUAUCAAAAUGUGGUUUAGUAUGUAUCAUGUUACAUUUUUUAAGAACAAAAUAAAAAUAACAUUAGGGUAGUAAAUGCUAAAAUAA